AUGGAUUCUGAAUUAGAAGCAUUGAACAAGAAUAGAACUUGGACCAUAGUAGAUUUUCCAUCAAAUGUUAAGCCUAUUGGAAACAAAUGGGCAUUCAUGGUAAAUCAUAGAGGUGAUGGCACAAUAGAGAUGUAUAAGGCAAGAUUAUUUGCCAAGGGUUUUAAUCAUAUUGACGGUCUGGAUUUCUUUGAUACUUUCUCACUUGUGGCAAAACUCACCACAAUUAGGACAUUGCCUGCCACUGUUGCCAUAAAUUACUGGUUUAUGCAUCAACUCGAUGUGAACAACUCCUUUUUACAUGGAGAGCUAUAA
Molecule: messenger RNA, 312 nt
Organism: Vicia villosa (hairy vetch)
Lineage: Eukaryota; Viridiplantae; Streptophyta; Magnoliopsida; Fabales; Fabaceae
Exons: 1
Coding region: 1-312 (103 amino acids)
Source: RefSeq, a predicted model, not a curated record